Messenger RNA from Monomorium pharaonis (pharaoh ant), 1243 nucleotides. It is a transcript of the gene SkpA, whose product is annotated as S-phase kinase-associated protein 1. The record is from RefSeq and is a predicted model, not a curated record. Gene Ontology annotation, cellular component: nucleus; cytoplasm. Lineage: Eukaryota; Metazoa; Arthropoda; Insecta; Hymenoptera; Formicidae. The transcript has 3 exons. Bases 252 to 740 code for a protein of 162 amino acids. Gene Ontology annotation, molecular function: cullin family protein binding. Gene Ontology annotation, biological process: SCF-dependent proteasomal ubiquitin-dependent protein catabolic process.
AAAAUAGCUGAUCCGCAACGUCCCGCGUCUAUCCCAUGUUUCUUCACUCUUUCUGUCGUCAACAACCAGGGAAAGCAAGGAACGCACCUGUAUGUGCUAGUCAAGGGUUGUCGCGGAUUGACGUGAUCGAGCGUCGUCGAGGAAGAAAGGAUCAGCGGAAGAGGAACGCGACAAAAGGGAGAAACGCGUGAAUUCGUGUGAAGGAACUGCGCUUACUUUUGAAUCUCACGUCUUGUGCUGUGAUCGAAAAGAUGCCUAACAUUAAGCUACAGAGUUCUGAUGGCGAGGUGUUUGAAGUUGAUGUUGAGAUCGCCAAAUGUUCAGUCACCAUCAAGACUAUGUUAGAGGAUCUUGGUAUGGACGAGGAGGAGGAGGAGAUUGUACCUUUGCCGAAUGUUAAUUCGGCCAUCUUGAGAAAGGUCAUACAGUGGGCUACAUAUCACAAGGAUGAUCCACCACCACCAGAGGACGAUGAGAAUAAAGAAAAGCGUACUGAUGAUAUUAGCUCUUGGGAUGCAGAUUUCCUGAAGGUGGAUCAAGGAACUCUCUUUGAAUUGAUCUUGGCAGCCAACUAUCUGGAUAUUAAAGGACUCUUGGAUGUUACAUGCAAAACCGUCGCCAAUAUGAUCAAAGGCAAGACGCCCGAAGAGAUUCGCAAAACAUUCAACAUCAAGAAUGAUUUUACAGCUUCUGAGGAAGAACAAGUGCGCAAGGAGAACGAAUGGUGUGAAGAGAAAUAGAUGGGCUCGCGAUUUCUUAUAAUUGCGGGAAUGUUUCGAGUGUUAAAUAAUUCAUCAUUGCGUUACUAGAUGUCGAACUUAAACGAAGCACCGCGUUAAUAACUUUAAUAAAUUUCUCUCCCAGUGGCGCAAUUUUUUUUUUCAUGAAAGAAUAAAAUCCCAAUUUACUGUAAAAUCAAAUAACUAUGCAAAUAACUAUCCAAAUAUGUAUCACGUAGGUUCAUUGUUAUUUAUUUCAAGUAAAGGUAGGAUAAUAAUUGUAAAUUACUUUGUGAAAUAUAUAUUUACACUCUUCACUCUUUAAAAUUUGUUGGAGGACAUUGCCUUGAACAUGGCCAACAAUUAAAUAUAAUGUAUGUUAACUUUUAAUUUUCUUAUUUUCAAGCUUCUAGGAUACGACUUUAGAAAACGCUAAUGAUUUUAUAUAGUACAAUAUUACAAAUUUAUAUUUAAGGAUAUGUACACAUGUGGUUUAAAAAUAUUAAUAAACUUAAAAGUAAUUA